AUGGAGCAUCCCGUCCGCGAAAUCGGCGCCGUCAUCACCACCCUCACCACCGGCAGCCCGGCCGAGCAGCAGGCCAUCCUCCAUAACGUCUUCCUCUCCGACGCCUCCUUCUCCCACCCCUUCUGCCGCGUCCCGUCCUUCCCCAAGGGCACCAUCCCGCUGCUCCCCAAUGCCGACUCGCGCUCCGUCCUCCUGCAAAUCUACCGCUGGUAUCGGACGCUGAGUCCCAACAUUGACAUCACCAUUGACUCCGCCGUCUUCGACCAGCGUACCGGCCAGCUCUUCGUCUCCAUCCGCCAGACCUUCGCCAUCUGGUUCGUCCCCUUCUACAAGGCCCCCGUCCGCCUCGUCACCGUCCUCCAGCUCCGCCAGCGCCCCUCCCAGGACUCGCCCUCCCCCGAGGCCCGCGAGUCGGCCGCCCUCGCCGGCCCCGGCCAGGAGCGCACCCGCUACUUCAUCGCCAGCCAGGAGGACCUCUACACCUUCAACGACUGCGCCCAGUUCCUCCUCCCGGGGCUCGGCCCCUUUCUCUGGAACCUCUGGCAGCUCUUGAGCACCGCCCUCUGCGUCGUCGGCUCUCUCGUCUUCCUCCCGCUCUAUCUGCUCAUGAACAAGGAUGCCACGGCCAAAAAGAUCCAGUGA
Hirsutella rhossiliensis is the source of this 642-nucleotide messenger RNA. Its product is annotated as flavin-binding monooxygenase-like protein. NCBI's taxonomy places the organism in Eukaryota, Fungi, Ascomycota, Sordariomycetes, Hypocreales, Ophiocordycipitaceae. The record is from RefSeq and is a predicted model, not a curated record. The transcript has 3 exons. Bases 1 to 642 code for a protein of 213 amino acids.